Pestalotiopsis fici W106-1 is the source of this 723-nucleotide messenger RNA. RefSeq lists its product as uncharacterized. Bases 1 to 723 code for a protein of 240 amino acids. Gene Ontology annotation, cellular component: cytoplasm; mitochondrion. Gene Ontology annotation, biological process: iron-sulfur cluster assembly. NCBI's taxonomy places the organism in Eukaryota, Fungi, Ascomycota, Sordariomycetes, Amphisphaeriales, Sporocadaceae. The record is from RefSeq and is a predicted model, not a curated record. Gene Ontology annotation, molecular function: 2 iron, 2 sulfur cluster binding. The transcript has 2 exons.
AUGAAUGCGCCUCGGUUGGUGCUAGACAAGGCAGCGCCUUCGCUGCUCCUCAGCCGCCUCGCGCUGCCGACUUCGCGAUCGUCGAGGCCUUGCCAGCACCUCUUGCGGCAGUUUUCACAGUCCAAAUACUGGACUGCUUCCUCGGAGAAAAUUUCGUCCACACCUUCGUAUCAGCCCUAUCCUCUUGCGAAGCCCACUGGACCUCGCAGCAACUUGCCAGAGAGCUCGAUAGCAAGCCCGAUACCACAAGUCCACGAGACAAGGCCGCCGCAGCCUGCCGUGACCCCCUCGGGUCCCAAGGAACCCUCGCCACAGACCGCAACCAGCUCGUCACUACCGGAGCAGGAGACCCAGAAGCCAAAGCCUGCGCCAGAGAGGAAGCGCAAGCUCAGACCGCGCAAGGCAGCCAUGAAGCUCACGCCGUCAGCUGUUGAGCAUCUACGUGAGAUGUUGGAAGGACCCGAACCCAAGAUGAUCAAGAUCGGAGUUCGGAACAGAGGAUGCAGUGGCCUGGCCUAUCACCUGGACUGGGUGGAUAAGGCUGGCCCAUUUGACGAAACCGUCGAGCAAGAUGGCGUCAAGGUCUUGAUUGACAGCAAGGCACUCUUUAGUAUUAUUGGAAGCGAGAUGGACUGGAUUGAGGACAAGCUCAGUCAGAGAUUCACAUUCAAGAAUCCCAACAUCAAGGAGGAAUGCGGUUGCGGAGAGUCGUUUAUGGUGUAA